Messenger RNA from Musa acuminata AAA Group (dessert banana), 1380 nucleotides. RefSeq lists its product as uncharacterized. The coding region runs from base 141 to 1238 and encodes 365 amino acids. The record is from RefSeq and is a predicted model, not a curated record. Lineage: Eukaryota; Viridiplantae; Streptophyta; Magnoliopsida; Zingiberales; Musaceae. The transcript has a single exon.
CCUAUCAACUCCCACUCUACAUUAACUACUUCCACUUACUCAAAUCCAACGACAUAAACACAACAUCAUCACAUCCAGCAUGCCAGAUCUGAUCCUUGAGGAAGAAAAAGAAGUUUCUCAAGGCUGCCUAUAAAGGGGGCAUGCCAUGGCCCGCCCACAGGCCAAUACAGUGGGAAUGUCUCGAGAAGUUAGAAUACAGUGAGCCUGCCUCGCUUUCCUUUAGUUUAUAUCCUCUCCUCGCUCCACUGCUACCCCUUCGAGUCUCCACCACUUGUAUAUUUCCUUCGACCGCCCUUUCCUCCAAAGAAAAGGUGGAACAAGUCCAAGCAACGACAAUGACUCCAUCAGAGGAACGGGAGGCCAUUGAGGAAGAAGAGGUGUCCCUUUCGCCCUCGGAUCUCCCGGUGGCCGCCGACAAAGAUGAUGAUGGCGAGUGCAAGUCCAGCGACGCUGAGGAGGACUUCGAGUUCCGGAUAUCGGUGGCUGGAGGCCUCCUUUCCCAUGCGGCCGAGACCGACAUGUGCGCGGCCGAUGAAGUGUUCUUCCAGGGCCAGAUUCUUCCACUGCGGCCCUCCGUUGGCUCCGACAGCGGAUUCUUCGUCGCCAGCCGGCCACCGAGCCGGAGCAGGUCGAUGUCCGACUCACUCGACCAGUAUUCCACUACCGUUCUGGGAUUGGGCUUCAACAGCACGAGUCGGAGUAAUAGCAGCGGCAGCAGCAGCAGGAGCAGCAGUGGCUGUGUGAGUAGGAGUCAUUCGUCGAACAGUCAUGGAAGCAGCACCUGCGAGCACCCCCGGGUAUCACUGUCCAACAACUUCUACGCUCAUCCAAGUCCCACGCCGCAGGUUCGCAUCCUAAGGAACGCCCACGCGCGGCGGAGGAGCACAAGUUCUGCGCCACCAGGGUGGGGGAUCUUCCGGUUGGGCAUCGCCAAGGCCCCCGAGAUCGAAUUAUACGACAUCAGGUCGCGAAGGUCGAACAGCGGCAGUGUCAGCGGCAGGAAGAGCAAUGCCGACGCCGAGGAUGCAAAGAAGGCUCUAAGAGGUACAAACCGUAGUACUUCAAAGAAUCCCGCAGAUGUCCAGAAGAAGGCAGCGUCCCAGGCCGCCGGGCGUGGGUUCAGCUGCAAGUGCUCCCCGGACGCGCUGGAGCCGGUCGCCAUACCGAAGCUGGGGGUCACAAAGAAGAAAAAGGAGCAGCAGACCACGCACAGGAGUAGAGGAGAAUUGAAUGGUUGAAGGGUCUCUCGACUGCAAAGGCAACAGGAAGAUGAGAUGCAUGGUGGUCAAAGAGCUGGUUUGACUCGUCCACCAUCUGGCUUCUCAUUUGCAUUGUCUUCUUUUUCUCUUCUUUCAUCUCUUGGAGUACUCCAAUGCAUAA